Elaeis guineensis (African oil palm) is the source of this 1106-nucleotide messenger RNA. Its product is annotated as high mobility group B protein 9-like. Lineage: Eukaryota; Viridiplantae; Streptophyta; Magnoliopsida; Arecales; Arecaceae. Gene Ontology annotation, molecular function: DNA binding. The record is from RefSeq and is a predicted model, not a curated record.
AUGGAAGAAAAUAGAGUCAUGGUUGAGAAGAAGCAGGAUAAGUUUUAUGCUGCUCCAUUGGUUUCCCAUCAGGAGGUUGUAAGGGACCGUUCUGUUUUUAUGGACACCCUCCGGCAAUUUCAUGCUACCAUGGGUACAAAGUUCAUGGUACCUGUAAUAGGAGGCAAGGAUCUGGACUUACAUCUUCUCUACAUUCUAGUCACUCAAAAGGAUGGCAUUGAAAAGGUAAUUGCGGAGAAAAAGUGGAGGGAAGUGAUUGCCGCGUUCAACUUUCCUCGCACCACCACUAGCGCAUCUUUUGUACUUAGAAAGUAUUAUUUAAGUCUUCUACACCAAUACGAGCAAGUGUAUUUCAUUGGAGCUCGAGGUCCUCUUGUACCUCCAUCAGCUUGUUUACAAACCAAGACUCUUCGUAGAAAGCUUGAUCAAACUGAGUCUGUCUUGGAUCCAGAGAUGGCAGCAUGCAGGAGGAGGAGGAGGAGGAGUAGUACACUUACAGGGCCAUAUAAUAUUCCAGUUACAGGAAGGAUCAGUGGGAGAUUUGAGCAUGGUUACUUCGUUACAGUGAACAUUGGCUCAAAGCCCCUUCAUGGAAUACUUUAUCAUGCCCCUCAUCACUCUUCAGCCUCUUCCUCCAUGGCAGUCCAAAGCAAUGCUAUCGUCCCUUGUGUCCCACCAAACCAAUCAAGCCGCAGGCGGCGGGGGCACAGAAACCGCGACCCAGCGCAUCCAAAGCCUAACAGAAGUGCCUACAACUUCUUCUUUGCCGAGAAGCAUGCUAAGCUGAAGGUUCUCCACCCUAACAGGGAGCGAGAUUUCAUCAAGAUGAUUGGAGAGGCCUGGAAUCGGCUCACUGGAGAGGAGAGGAAGGUUUAUGAUGAGUGUGGAAGGAGGGAUAAGGAAAGAUAUAGGAGAGAGAAGCAGGAAUACAAGGAGAGGUUGAAGCUAGCACAAACAGAGGUAGUGAGAGAAAAAUCCACAAGGGAUGAAGCAUCCCAAGGGAAUUUAAUUUGAAGGUUGAUAUGGCUUCCUUUAGUGGCUAAUGCUGUCAAGUUCUAAGCAAAAGGUUAACACAGUUGGUUAAGUUUCAAAGAGAUACACAUACA